This is a messenger RNA of Olea europaea var. sylvestris, 4798 nucleotides long. RefSeq names its product regulatory-associated protein of TOR 1. NCBI's taxonomy places the organism in Eukaryota, Viridiplantae, Streptophyta, Magnoliopsida, Lamiales, Oleaceae. Bases 458 to 4498 code for a protein of 1346 amino acids. Gene Ontology annotation, molecular function: protein binding; protein-macromolecule adaptor activity. Gene Ontology annotation, biological process: cellular response to starvation; TOR signaling; positive regulation of cell growth. The transcript is spliced from 23 exons. The record is from RefSeq and is a predicted model, not a curated record. Gene Ontology annotation, cellular component: TORC1 complex; cytoplasm.
UCUACUUUGAGUUUUUGCUUCAACAGCCGCACUGCUUCUCUCUCCUUUCUCUCUCUACAUCUCUCUGUGUGUGAAUAUGUAUGUGUACGCCUCCAUCGGCUCCUCCAUUACCGCUGCUGUAAUCGCUGCCAUCGCCGCCGCGGUGUAGGUUUUUCUAGAGCUGGAUUCUCUCUCUUCGCCACUCCCCGUAACCUUACGCCGUUCUUUCACCGGUUUCGUUGAUUAAUCCACCGCCACUCCCCAGACCUAAAUCUCUCUGUUUCCCUCUCUCCCCUUUUUUCACUCCUUUUGUAGUUUAUUCAGAACUGAAAGUUGAGAAAAAGACCAAGCUUUUGAAAUUAAUCAACCGCAACUUCAUUAGGGUUGUCUAGGGUUCGGUUCCUGUUAUGAGUUGCCCUCCCAAAUCUGUUCGAUUGGGGCAAGGCUGAAAUAAUAAGAAGAGGUGGAGGCGUUUUUUAUGGCAUUGGGGGAUUUGAUGGCGGCAUCUCGGUUUUCACAAUCAACGGCGGCCGUGUCGAACCACCUGGUUGAGUUUUCCGCAAAUGGGAAUCACGUGGAGGAGGAUGGAGAGAGGAGCCUGAACAGCAGUAAUAGCAUUGGUAAUACUAAUGCUCGGGAUUUGUCAGAGACUGCAAGCAGUAGCUAUGCCGUGAUGACCUCUACGACUAGCAUGGCAUACUUGCCACAGAAUGUAGUGCUGUGUGAACUCCGGCAUGAAGGGUUCGAGGAAUGUGUGCCCUCAGGCCCAUCUGACAGUGGAUUGGUCUCCAAAUGGAGGCCUAAGGAUCGGAUGAAGACAGGAUGUGUUGCCCUUGUUUUAUGUUUAAACACUAGCGUUGAUCCACCUGAUGUCAUAAAGAUAUCUCCUUGUGCCCGGAUGGAGUGCUGGAUUGAUCCAUUUUCGAUGGCACCUCAAAAGGCAAUUGAAACAAUUGGAAGAACCUUGAAUCAACAGUAUGAGAGAUGGCAGCCUCGGGCUCGUUAUAAGAUUUCAUUAGAUCCUACUGUUGAUGACGUCAAGAAACUUUGUACCACGUGUCGCAAAUAUGCGAAAUCUGAGAGAGUUCUGUUUCACUAUAAUGGACAUGGUGUGCCAAAGCCAACUGCUAAUGGUGAAAUUUGGCUAUUUAAUAAGAGUUAUACUCAGUACAUCCCUUUGCCAAUCAGUGAUCUGGAUUCCUGGUUGAAAACACCCUCAAUAUAUGUUUUUGACUGCUCUGCUGCUGGGAUGAUUGUUAAUGCCUUUGUUGAGCUCCAGGACUGGACUGCUUCAAGUUCUGGACCAUCCACAAGGGAUUGUAUUUUGCUGGCAGCCUGUGAAGCUCAUGAGAUACUCCCUCAGAGUGCUGAAUUUCCAGCUGAUGUAUUUACUUCCUGCCUGACCACACCCAUAAAAAUGGCUUUGAGAUGGUUCUGCACUCGCUCGUUGCUUCAUGAGUCCAUUGAUUACUCGCUCAUUGAUAAAAUUCCGGGCCGCCAAACAGACCGGAAGACCCUUCUUGGGGAGUUGAACUGGAUUUUCACAGCAGUGACUGACACAAUUGCCUGGAAUGUUCUUCCACAUGAUCUGUUUCAGAGGUUGUUCAGACAAGAUUUGUUAGUUGCCAGUCUUUUUCGAAAUUUUUUGCUCGCGGAAAGAAUAAUGCGCUCCGCAAACUGUUCGCCAAUUUCAUAUCCAGUGUUGCCUCCUACUCAUCAACAUCACAUGUGGGAUGCAUGGGACAUGGCUGCUGAAAUAUGUCUUUCUCAGCUUCCAACUUUGGUUGAGGACCCUAAUGCAGAGUUCCAGCCAAGUCCAUUCUUUACCGAGCAGUUGACAGCUUUUGAGGUGUGGCUUGAUCAUGGAUCACAGUAUAAAAAACCACCGGAGCAGUUGCCAAUAGUUCUUCAGGUUUUACUUAGUCAAUGCCAUAGAUUUCGUGCUCUGGUACUUCUUGGUAGAUUUCUUGAUAUGGGGCCUUGGGCAGUGGAUCUGGCCUUAUCGGUGGGGAUAUUUCCUUAUGUGCUAAAGCUUUUGCAAACAACCAAUCCAGAGCUGCGGCAAAUACUUGUAUUUAUUUGGACAAAGAUCCUUGCACUAGAUAAGUCUUGCCAGGUCGAUCUAGUGAAGGAUGGCGGACAUGCAUAUUUCAUUAGGUUUCUUGAUAGUGUAGAAGCAUAUCCAGAGCAACGUGCAAUGGCUGCGUUUGUUUUGGCAGUCAUUGUGGAUGGUCACAGGCGGGGUCAGGAAGUCUGCAGUGAAGCUGGCUUAGUAAAUGUUUGCCUGAAGCAUCUUCAGGCUUCAUCUCCUAAUGAGGCACAAACUGAUCCUCUAUUUCUUCAGUGGCUAUGUUUGUGCUUGGGGAAAAUGUGGGAAGAUUUUGCAGAGGCACAAAUAAUAGGUUUGCAGGCGGGUGCCCCUUCUAUUCUUGCAUCCCUACUAUAUGAGCCCCAACCUGAGGUCCGGGCUGCAGUUGUUUUUGCUCUGGGCACUGUACUUGACUUUGGGUUCAACACAUCUAGGGAUGUUCUUGGAGACGAAGAUUGUGAUGAUGAUGAAAAAGUUAGUGUUGAAACUGGAAUUGUUAAGAGCCUCCUAAAUGUUGUUUCUGAUGGAAGCCCAUUGGUGCGGGCCGAAGUUGCUGUAGCUCUGUCACGUUUCGCCUUUGGCCACAAUAAACACCUAAAGUCAGUCGCUGCUGCAUACUGGAAGCCCCAGUCUGGCUCUGUACUCACUUCCUUUCCUUCUUUUGCUGUGAAGGGGUCUGGGAGUGGUUAUUCAACUCCUACCCACAGUCAAUCAGUAGCUCGUGAUGGGAGAGUUUCCACCAGCAGCCCUCUUGCUUCUGCUGGAAUAAUGCAUGGAUCUCCUCUUUCUGACGAUUCAUCUCAGCAUUCUGAUUCUGGCAUGCUGAAUGUUGAUGCAGUUGUUAACCAUACAAGGUCUAAACCACUAGACAAUGCAUUGUAUUCACAAUGUGUAUUGGUUAUGUGCACUCUGGCAAAGGAUCCAUCGCCGCGUGUUUCAAGCCUUGGGCGAAAAGUGUUAUCUAUCAUUGGCAUUGAGCAAGUUGUUGCAAAAUCCACAAAGUCUAUUGCUAGAAGUGGUCGGCCUGGUGAAUCAACUAUUAAUCCAAACUCUAAUCUAGCUGGACUAGCUCGUUCAUCUUCUUGGUUUGAAUUGAAUGGAGGACAUUUGCCCCUGACAUUUAGAACUCCUCCAGUCAGUCCUCCUAGAUCGAACUAUUUGACAGGAAUAAGAAGAGUUUGCUCCUUGGAAUUCAGGCCACAUCUGAUGAAUUCUCCUGACUCAGGGUUAGCUGAUCCACUUUUAAGUUCUGCUGGACCAUCUGGAAUUUCCGAACGAAGUUUUCUUCCUCAAUCAACCAUCUAUAAUUGGAGUUGUGCUCACUUUUCAAAGCCACUUCUUACUGUAGCAGAUGAUAGUGAAGAUAGAAGAGAACAGAGGGAAAAACAGGCCCUGGACCAUAUAGUGAAAUGUCAACACACUUCUGUGAGCAAACUUCACAAUCAAAUUGCCAGUUGGGAUACAAAAUUUGAGACUGGAACUAAGACUGCGUUGCUGCAGCCAUUCUCACCUAUUGUGAUUGCUUCUGAUGAGAACGAAAUGAUUAGGGUAUGGAAUUACGAGGAAGCUACUUUGCUUAACAGCUUCGAUAACCAUGAAUACCCCGACAAAGGUGUUUCAAAAUUAUGUCUUGUAAAUGAGCUCGAUGAAAGCCUGCUUCUUAUUGCUUCGAAUGAUGGAAACAUCCGAGUCUGGAAAGACUAUACUUCAAAAGGGCAGCAGAAAUUAGUUACUGCAUUCCCUUCAAUUCAGGGUCACAGACCUGGAGUGCGCAGUGUGAAUGCUGUUGUUGAUUGGCAGCAGCAGUCUGGAUAUCUCUUUGCUUCGGGGGAGAUUUCGUCUAUUAUGGCUUGGGAUCUGGAUAAAGAGCAACUUGUAAAUACCAUUCCAUCGACCUCAGAUUGCAGUAUCUCAGCAUUGUCUGCAUCCCAAGUUCAUGGAGGUCAAUUCGCUGCUGGUUAUGUGGAUGGAUAUGUCAGAUUAUUUGACAUUCGCACACGUGAAAUGCUUGUCAGCGCUACCCAACUACACAAGCAACGAGUAGAGAGAGUUGUGGGGAUUGGCUUCCAACCUGGACUUGAACCGGCAAAGAUCGUUAGCGCAUCGCCGGCUGGUGAUAUACAGUUUCUUGAUUUAAGACGUGGCAAGGAUGCAUACCUUACAAUUGAUGCUCAUAGAGGAUCUCUUACAGCUUUAGCUGUUCAUAGGCAUGCACCCCUUGUAGCAAGUGGCUCAGCUAAGCAACUUAUCAAAGUCUUCAACUUGGAGGGUGGGCAAUUAGGUACUAUUCGGUAUUACCCUACUUUCAUGGGCCAAAAGAUAGGAUCGGUUAGCUGUCUUACAUUCCACCCCUAUCAAGCACUGCUUGCUGCUGGAGCUGCCGAUGCCUGCGUUUCGAUUUAUGCAGACGAGAUCUCUCCAUCGAGAUAAAAAUGCACACAACUCUAUGAUCUUGAGUCGAAGCUUCAACCAAGUUAAACAGCAGUGCAAUUGAAAUCUUUUACACAAUCAGCGUUUGAAGGGUACAUUUGAAGGUGUAUAAUACAUUUGAAGUUCCUUGUUGAUGGUGUAUAAUAUAUUUAUUCUGCCUCCUCUUUACAAAAUGAAGAAUCAACAAAUUCCUUGGGAGGCUUUGGCAAAUAAACUGUUUUAUAGGGGAAAAUCUGUAAAUAUGUUUUUUUAUUAUUUCUGCUUUUGGAUUAGUGUGCUAACUUUUUUCCUGUUUCAGUC